AACCAACAAGGCACGUGAACUUCUGGUUCUAUGAAGUGGAUUUCUGAUUCAUUUUACAUCUUUCUAUUUCUCCUAUUCUGAUUGUCGCCUGGGUGAAUAUCGUCUGGAGAAGCUUAACUGAUUGGUUCUUUGACAGAUUUAGAUGUGUUUUCCCCUCGGAAGAGAGCUUACCUGAAUAAUGGCUUCUAGAGCUAUUUUGAAGAGAAGGAGGUUUAUUGAUCACUAUGUCAAUAGCUGCGCGCGUUCUAUUGUAAAUUCUCAGUGGCAUGUGAUUGCAGCAGAAAAUUUGAAUUCAAAUCUUCUUCAAACCUCUUCUUUGAAUGCGCCUACAAAUUUCAAGCACAUAAGAGGUUAUGAAAGAAUAUCAUUGCCUCAAGAAGAAUCCUUCAACCUCUCUGCACUGGGACAAUAUAGAAGAAGAUGCUAUGAAAUAACAACAUCUGUUCCCUCUGAUCGUAGAUUGGUGUCGAAUGCUCCGAUAGGCACCAGAUGCUUGUCACAAUCCUUGCAUAGUUUUUCCACGGCGGCUGCUAAACAACCUGAACUCGGUAAUGACGAUGAGAAAAGUGAUGAAAUGGCUGCCAAGAAGAGGAAAGAAGCAUCUCCAGAGGAGUGUGAUCAAGCUGUUGAAGGCUUAAGCACUGUAAAAGCUAAGGCAAAGGCAAAACGGUUACAAGAGCCUCAAAACUUUGUUCGAACUUUUUUAAAGCGAUUGUGGUCUGUGAUUUUGGGGAUUGGUCCUGCUGUUAGAGCUGUAGCAUCUAUGAGCAGGGAGGACUGGGCCAAGAAACUUGUUCAUUGGAAAGGGGAGUUUGUAUCAACGUUGCAACACUACUGGUUGGGUUUCAAGCUGUUGUGGGCGGAUGUGAGAAUCAGCUCAAGAUUGUUGUUGAAACUUGCUGGUGGGAAGAGUCUUUCUAGAAGGGAGAGGCAACAACUGACAAGGACUACUGCUGACAUUUUUAGGCUAGUUCCCUUUGCAGUUUUCAUCAUAGUUCCAUUUAUGGAAUUUUUGCUUCCAGUAUUUCUGAAGUUAUUCCCUAACAUGUUGCCAUCAACAUUUCAAGACAAAAUGAAAGAACAGGAAGCAUUAAAGAGAAGACUCCAAGCUAGAAUAGAGUAUGCAAAGUUCCUCCAAGACACGGUCAAAGAAAUGGCAAAAGAAGUUCAAAACUCACGUAGUGGAGAAAUAAAGCAAACAGCAGAAGAUCUUGAUGAGUUUCUGAACAAGGUUAGAAGAGGUGGCCGUGUCUCUAAUGAUGAAAUUCUGGGCUUUGCUAAGUUGUUUAAUGAUGAACUUACUCUGGAUAAUAUCAGCAGGCCACGGUUGGUCAACAUGUGCAAGUACAUGGGAAUCAGCCCUUUUGGAACUGACGCAUACUUGCGUUUCAUGCUACGAAAACGCCUACAGAGGAUUAAGGAAGAUGAUAUGUUGAUUCAAGCAGAAGGUGUGGAUUCCCUUUCAGAAGCUGAACUCCGUGAAGAUUGUAGAGAGCGAGGCAUGCUUGGUUUGCUUUCUGUUGAAGAAAUGCGCCAGCAGCUUCGGGAUUGGUUGGAUUUAUCACUGAAUCACUCUGUACCGUCAUCUCUUUUGUUACUUUCUAGGGCAUUUACUGUGUCUGGAAGGUUGAAGCCAGAAGAAGCUGUUCAGGCUACACUUUCUUCUCUUCCUGAUGAAGUGGUAGAUACUGUUGGUGUUACCUCUUUACCCUCUGGGGAUUCAGUCUCAGAAAGGAGGAGGAAAUUGGAGUUCCUUGAAAUGCAGGAAGAACUUAUUAAGGAGGAGGAAGAAAGAGAAGAGGUGGAGCAAGCAAAAAUGGAGUCCAAUUCUGGUCAAGACAAUAUGGCCUUGAAAGAGAUAAAUGUUUCCACAGCUUCAGAAGCACAUCAACUUGCUAGAGCUAGGGCAUCGGAAAAGCAGGAGCAGCUCUGUGAACUCAGUCGUGCAUUGGCUGUUUUAGCUUCAGCAUCUUCAGUAAGCAGAGAGCGUGAAGAGUUUUUGAGGCUUGUUAAUAAAGAGAUAGAACUUUAUAACAGCAUGGUAGGAAAAGAUGGUGCAACUGAUGGAAGAGAUGCCUUUAAGGCAUAUAAGGCCGCAAGAGAGGAAAAUGAGCAUACUACAGAGUUGGAUGAACAGGACAAGGUGUCCUCGGCACUCAUAGAGAGAGUUGAUGCUAUGCUCCAAAAUCUUGAGAAGGAAAUAGAUGAUGUUGAUGCAAAAAUAGGUGAUCGUUGGAGACUGCUUGAUAGAGAUUAUGAUGGGAAAGUGACUCCUGAUGAGGUAGCCGCAGCUGCAAUUUACUUGAAGGAUACUUUGGGCAAAGAGGGAAUUCAAGAACUCAUAAGCAAUCUUUCUAAAGAUAGAGAUGGGAAAAUUUUUGUAGAAGACAUUGUCAGAUUGGGCAGUUGGAAAGAUGUGAAUGCGUCCGAAGAUGGGACUGUGUAGAGAGUGAUAUCUCAUUCCACCUUCAGAUAGAUCUUCGUAAUCCAAUUUUGAUAUCCGAUUCCUUGCUUUAAAAAUGGUGUAGGAAUUACGUUUAGAAUCAUUAUUCUUGUUUUAAUUGUAUACAUAAGUGGUAUAAGUUUGUAAAUUCAUAGAAGUUGGUGAAUCAGGCAAAUACACAACAUUAUGGCUUCAUGGCUUUAUUGACUACAUGAAUGCUGCGAACGAAGAAUAAUCGCAAAACGUUUUACUGUGUCAUUGUGAUUAAGUGGCCGAUUGGCUAUGUGGUAAAACUAUAUAUAGAAAUAAUUAAUUUGCAAGUCCAACUGAUUUUUAA
Neltuma alba is the source of this 2780-nucleotide messenger RNA. RefSeq names its product mitochondrial proton/calcium exchanger protein. NCBI's taxonomy places the organism in Eukaryota, Viridiplantae, Streptophyta, Magnoliopsida, Fabales, Fabaceae. The transcript has 14 exons. Gene Ontology annotation, molecular function: calcium ion binding; ribosome binding. Bases 179 to 2446 code for a protein of 755 amino acids. Gene Ontology annotation, cellular component: mitochondrial inner membrane. Gene Ontology annotation, biological process: intracellular monoatomic cation homeostasis. The record is from RefSeq and is a predicted model, not a curated record.